AUUUAUGUUUAUUAUACUUAUUUUUUUAUAUAGACAAAAUAUGUUCUCGUCAUUUCGACCAAUUCCCUCGCUCUUCUUCUUUCACGUAGAGGUCCCACCCAAUACCUCCAUUAGAGCUCACAGCUUUUUUGACGCGCAUUUGCAUCUUCUGAUCACAAACCCUCAGAUAGAUAGAUAGAUAGAUAGAUAGAUAGAUAGAUAGAGAUAUUAAAAAAACGUUUUUUUUAAGAAAAAAAAGUAGAAAGAGGAGAAAUGGCAGUGCGAGCUGGGGUUUUGAAGGCAGCUCUUGGUUUAAUGGCGAUUUUCUUGGCCGCGUAUAUAGUGGGCCCCCCUCUGUAUUGGCACUUAAUGGAAGGGUUGGCUUCUGCCUCGACAUCUUGCCCGCCCUGCAACUGCGACUGUGAUUCGGUGCCCCUUCUCUCCAUUCCCCAAGGACUGAAUAAUUCUUCAUUUGCGGAUUGCGCGAAGCACGAUCCAGAUAUGAAUGAGAACACCCAGAAGAACUUUGUAAACCUAUUGUCCGAUGAACUAAAGCUUCGAGAAGCUGAGGCUUUGGAUCAUCAGCAGCGUGCUGACAAGGCACUGCUUGAGGCUAAAAAGAUGACUUCCCAAUAUCAGAAAGAAGCCGACAAGUGUAAUUCCGGAAUGGAAACGUGUGAGGAGGCAAGAGAAAAAUCAGAAGCUGCUUUAUUAGCACAAAAACAGUUAACGGCUUUGUGGGAGUCGAGGGCACGCCAGCGAGGCUGGAAAGAAGAAAAUGCGAGGGCGUCAUCCUAGUCACCUUAUUAACACACGUGCAUUUUGUUAGAAAUUUUACCAAAACUUCAUAUAAUAUAGUUCCUUCUGAUUGAAAGGGAAUUACAAGUUAUCAGUAUCUGGUGUUUUUUAGCUGAAAGUGAGCAUCAGAUCUACAUCUUGAACAAGAUUGUGCAUUUUUUUUUUUAUUUUUUUAUUU
Molecule: messenger RNA, 955 nt
Organism: Striga asiatica
Lineage: Eukaryota; Viridiplantae; Streptophyta; Magnoliopsida; Lamiales; Orobanchaceae
Source: the annotation of a GenBank genome assembly